This is a messenger RNA of Linum trigynum, 5645 nucleotides long. NCBI's taxonomy places the organism in Eukaryota, Viridiplantae, Streptophyta, Magnoliopsida, Malpighiales, Linaceae. The record is from the annotation of a GenBank genome assembly.
CUAGUGAGAUUCAAGGUUAAAGAAGACUAUGAGUAUGCAUCAUCCGGGGGGGGGGGGGGCAUGGGUGAUUGGCGACACGUACCUUACUAUGAUACAUUGGUAUAAGGGUUUUAAUCUUUGGAAAUCACACGUCAACUCAGCCCUGGUCUGGGGUUCAGUUACCAGAAUUGCCCUUUGACUUUUUAAUAAGGAUGCAAUCACUCGUAUAUCUCAACGAAUUGGGAGACCAAUUCGAGUAGAUCGGGCUAUAAUAAUGGGGGCGAGGGUCAAAUAUGCAAGGGUUUGUGUGGAAGUAGACUUAAUGAAACCCCUCUUCUCACAGUACAAAAUAGAAGGCAUCGCUUUUGGAGUGGGUUAUGUGGGGCUUCAUCGACUGUGCGGCAAGUGCGGAUGCUAUGAUUUCCAUAGUGGUGAAUGCCCAAAUAAUCCCCAAGAGGAACAGGAACCAGAGAGUAAUGUGGAAGAGAAUGGAAAGGCCCCGCAAACAGCUGAUUUACCUAUUGGCCAGAUGUAAGGGAAUUGGAUGGUAGUGAAGCAGAAGGCUUGGAGACCAAGUAAUAAGAUGGCGGCGAAUAAGAAGAGGAGUGGCUCGGAACAGGAAAGGCAAGGGAACUUCGUCAACAGAUUUUGAUGUACUGCAUGCUGAAGGUGAGGGUGACAAUUCUAAGCCUUCUCAACAUGGGCCCGUCACUCAGCAAACCCAACAGAAAAACAAAACCAUCGAGCCAAACAAGAAGAAUGGCGCAGAGGAAGGAAGGAAUGUGCAUGUGAAGAAUGGGAAUAAUACAAAGAAACCACAAAGACCACAAGCCCCAAAGACUACUAAUGAGGAGAGCGGUAACAAGAAAGCUCAAACGACACCGAAUAACCAGAAAAAGGCGACGGAUGCGGCCCCGGGAGGCACAGCUAAGAUGUUGUUUCGUGCAAUAAAUAAUAAUAAUAAUAAUUAUUAUUAUUAUUAUUAUUAUUAUAAGGUACCAGCUGUAGGAAGUGUUUCUUCCACGUAACCGAGCCAACCGAUGGUAGAAGAGGUACAGAUUGUAGACAAGACGUUGGAUGGCCACCAGCAUACCCAAAAUGGUCAGGAUCAAUAUCGAGAAGGCGACGGAUGCGGCCCCGGGAGGCACAGCUAAGGUGUUGUUUCGUGCAGUAAAUAAUAAUAAUAAGGUACCAGCUAUAGGAAGUGUAUCUUCCACGCAACCGAGCCAACCGAUGGUAGACGAGGUACAGACUGCAGACAAGACGUUGGAUGGCCACCAACAGACCGAAAAUGGUCAGGAUCAAUAUCGAGAAGGUGCAGGAUCAACAUGAACUAGGGUUUGAGAAUGGUAGCAGAUGGACAACAGAGUAUUUGAUGGACGUCUGAUGUAUCCCUUACUUGCAUUGACUCGACAACAAAUUUUCUAGACAUGAGAGGCAAUGACCAAAGUGAGGGUGCAUGGCGUUUCACAGGUGUGUAUGGCUGGCCGGAAAACAAGGAUAUGGAGAGAACUAAUGAACUAUUAAGGAGCUGGCCAAGACGUGGGCUGGUCCUUGUUUAGUGAGUGGUUAUUUAAAUCAAGUUAAAUAAGUGAAUGAAAAGAGUGGGGGCAGAAGGGUAGCAGAUGGCGAGAUGAGCAGGUUUACCAGCAGUCUGACUGAGGCGGGAUAGAAUGAUCUUGGCUAUUGUGGAUAUCCUUUAACGUGGGAAAACAAAAGAGGGAAGGUGAUUACAUUGAGGAGCGUUUUGAUCGUUUCCUUGGAAAUGAUCUUUGGAAACAGCGGUUCAUAGAGGGAUGGGUGCAACACUUAGAUAGUACCCGAUCUGACCACCGGCCGAUCAUGUGAUGUACUGACGAAGAGGAUGGUGCAAAACCCCGAUGGGGCUGGUCUUUCCGUUUUGACCUGUUCUGGUCUAAACAUGAAGAUUGUGUAGAGAUAGUUGAGGAUGGAUGGCGUAAUCAUUUCCAGGCAAAUAUUUUGGAAAAGCUUAACACUUUCCAGAAGAAACUCAAAGACUAGAGCAAGGAGCGUUUCCCAAAUUUUAAUAAAUAGCGUAAGAAGAUUAUGAGAGCCACAAUGAGCUUCGAAAGGAUGCCGAAAACUGAAGCAGUUCUGCAGCAGCUUCGACAACUCCGGACUGAAGUCGAGGAACUUGAAAAUAACGAGGAGAAAUAUUGGAAGCAACGAUCUCGUGCAGACUGGCUGAAGGAUGGAGAUAAAAAUACGAAUUUUUUUCACAAAAAAGCCAGUGCACGACGGAGAAGGAAUAUGCUGCGAAAACUAAGAGACGAGGAAGACAGGAUGUACACUAGGAAGGAGGCACUCUUCAAGUGCUUUACGGAUUACUUUACAUCUAUGUUUACUGCAGGUGUAGCCCCAGCAGCGACACUAGUGGUUGACUCCAUCAAAUGUUCAUUCUACGCCGAGGACAACUAGGAGCUUAUGCGCCCUUUUGACCGAGAAGAAAUCGUGGUGGCCUUGAAAAAAAUGGCUAAACAGAAAGCCCUCGGUGCUGACGGUUUUUCGGUGUUCUUUUUCCGUAGGUACUGGCAUAUUGUUGGAGAUGAUGUCAUCAAUACUGUGCUUGGAAUUCUGGCUGGUGGAGAGAUCCCAGACGACCUCAACCAUACGCUAAUCGUUCUGAUCCCGAAAGUGCAGCAACCAGAUGAUGCCAACAUUGAAAAUGAUCACAAUUGGACCGAGUUUCAUCCUCUUUAGUGUUUUUUUUCUUUCUCUGUUUCCUUUUAGUUGAGAAUGAUCACAAUUGAACCCAAUGCCGCUACCGAAAAUCCAUACCAUAUCUACUCAAUGUUGGCGAGUUUUGUAUCGAGACCGAGUUUCGUUCGCUUUAGUGUUUUUUUCUUUCACCUUUUCAUUUUUGUUGACCAUGAUCACAAUUGAACCCUUAUCCAUGGGUAUCCAACCUAAUUCGAUCAGCUCAAAGUGACUUGAAACAUACUUUAGCAUUUAUAAAUUUCUCUUUUUUUUCUUUUGGUUGGGAAGACAAUUGAACCCGAAUCUAAGGUUUUGAUGAGUGUUAUAUUGUGUGUGACCUUUAUCCACUUUUGUAGUUGCAAGGUUGGACAAAGCGUUGAUUUGUUUAAAAAUUGUUUAAAGCGAGUUGAACACAUUGUUGACUAGUUUUAGAUCGACAACGAGUUUUGUAUGACAAUUGAACUUUGACUCAUUGGUAUCGAGAGCGAUGUUUAUCUGCUUUUGUAAUUUAUAGGUUGGGUAAAUUGUGAAUUUGUUAAAACUAGGUCGACCCGGUCAAAGAGAGUGUAACGUAGUGUUGAGCGUUUGGGGUCAUGAGCAAGUUUUAUCCGCAUUAUAAUUUUUUUCAUCUUUUUCCUUUGGUUGAGAAUGACAAUUGAGUCAAAACGCAUGUGUAUACAACCUAAUUCGACCCGACCAAAGCGAUUUUACAGAUUUUCUACGGGAGCAAGUUUUAUCUGUUUUUGAAAUUGGCGUGUUGUGUUAGGUGUGAAUUUGUCCAAAACUCGGUCCAAUCAGAUCAAAGUGAGUUGAACUUGGUGUUGUCGAAUUUUGAGUCAGUAGCGAGUUUUAGCUUUAGUGUUUUUCAUUUCGCUUUUUCCAUUUGUUUGAGAAAGACAUUUGAACCCAAAUCCAUGGGUAUCCAGCCUAAUUUGACCCGAUCAAUACUCCUCAAACCUGCAAUUAGUCCAAAAAUUUCAUAAAUGAGACCACGAUUACCUCAAACCCAAAAAAAAAAACAAUAGAGUACGACUAUGUUUGGCUCAAAUUUUUGAAGUUUUAUGUUUCAAAAGUUAAAGUCAAGUCAAAUAGCUCUAAAGUUUUGCUUUUUAAAAAAUUGGAAUUUUUCGUAACUAAAAGUAGAAUCUUUUAUUUAAAAAUACAAAAAAAUUCCGUUGAAUCAGUUAUUCUCAUUAACAAAAUAAAAGAAAGAGUAUGAUACAAUGAAGUGGGCAAAAACCCAGGUAAAACAAAAAUGAGAGGACAUAAGCCUCUCAUUCACCACACCACUACGACACCACCAAUCAUUUUAGAGACCAACUCCUAACACUUGCAUAUCACACUUCACAUUACCAUUAAACACACUCAUAAACUGCAAAUCUUGCAUAAUCAAUUUGUCCAUCAUUGCUGCACUUCGACCAUCAUCCCAUGAACUCGUUUACAACGCUCCUUCCAGAUAUUUGCAGCACAUAAACACCAUAUCCGUCCCCCCCAAUCAUCCUGCAGCUGUGUUUUUUCGGCUGAGUUGGCAUGUUGUUGAUAAGGUGCUAGGUCAACCACCUCUGCAAAACCAGUCCUCACAAUGGAAGAAAAAAACAAUAGCUCCUGCGAGAAAGAACAUUUAAAAAAAAGGUGUUCUCGUGAUUCAAGCAGGCUACAACAUAAAACACAGGCAUUAUCAAUCUACUUUCCCCAUUUUAUCAAUUUAUCCCUCGUAACAAUACUAUCAUGAAGAAUUAACCAAGCUAAGAAACUAGGUCCUGCUAGAAAACCUUUUCCCCAGAUCAGCUUAUUCCAAUCCACCUUUGGCCACCUCAUCCGAAUAGAAUCCCACACCAAACCAACUAUUUAUCGUUGCAUAGGAGAGCCAUCCCAACAUAACGAAGUACCCUACCUUGUGAAGUGCCCUUGAACCUCUGAACGAACUUUAAGAAUACGUCUCCAAGCCCAAUAACUACUAGAUGGGGAUCCUAUUAUCCAAAUACUACCUGUUUUGAUUCGAUACUAUGUAAUCCAGACCACCCAGAUAGUCCCACUUUGCAUAAGCACUAGCCAAAUCAUCCUGGUAGUACAAGCCUGAUUCCAGGAAAACAGUUCCUUAAGACCCACUCCUCCUUCAUUUCAAGGCCUCGCUAGUCUUUCCCAGCCAACCUUAGCUCUCCCCUCUUCACCACCAUGCCAUAAGAAGUUAGAGCACACCUUAUGCACCUGCUUAAGCACCUUUUUGGGCAGAAUAAACACUUGCAUCUAGUACUGCAGUACACCCAUAAAAACAGAGGAUAUAAGUUGUAACCGACCAGCAUAACUGAGUUUUUUGACCUUCCAGCUUUUAAUUUUCUGAGUGAUUUUGUCCACCAGCCUAGCACAAACAGCAGAAGAGAGUUUUCCUGAAAGGAGAGGGAGCCCCAAAUAACGAACUGGAAGCUUACCCUCUUGAAAACUAGAUAACUCAAGGGCGUGGUGCUUGAAUCAACAAAACACCCCCCCCCCCCCCCCCCAAAAUAUACCUCACACUUUCGAGGAUUGCACUGAAAUCCAGACAACUCAUGGAGAAGAUUCUGCACACCAACAAUAGCCCUUCCAGACCCCUCAGUGAAGAUUAAAAGAUCAUCAGCAAAGCUAAGAUGUGUUAACUGAACCCUCUUACACUAUGAAUGGUAGGGGAUUAGACCAGAAUGAGCAGCAGCAUUAAGAAUAAUAGUUAAACCCUCCAUGGCAAUGGUAAACAGAUAAGGUGACAAAUGAUCCCCCUGUCUAACCCCAAGUUUAGCCCCAAAAUAACCACAUAAUCCACCAUUCACUAUGCUAAAAUGAACUGUUUUUACAAACAACGAAAUCCAUCUAACGAAACCUCGUGAGAACCCCAUGACAGACAUCAUUAAGAACAGAUAUUCCCAAUUUACCAUAAUUUUCUUUCAUUUAUAUCGAUAUAAAAUGUUAAAUUGAAA